AUGGAAGGAUGGGGGAGUUUGCCGAGCGAGUUACUGCUAAUGAUAUUCUCACAUCUAGAGGCAAGAGAGCUUGCGCGCCUUGGUAAUGUGAACUACCACUGGAGACGGGUCAGCGAAGACGAUUCGCUAUGGAAACAUUUAUUUUACAGGGAUUUCACACGAAACACCGAAGCAGAAAAAAAGGGAUGGGUGGGCAGUUGUCCUAAUCCUUUUCGUAGUGGUGGUGAGCAGGGAGGAUUGACUGGAAGAGGAGCAAAUGUGGGACCAUCAAAAUCGUUCACUGAGAAAAAAUUGACUCGAAUUGCGCAGACGAGCUUAUUCAUAAGAAGCGAAAUUGAGCAGGUCCGUGCACGAUGGAUCGACGAAUACAAGUUGCUGAAGGUUGAGCCGCCGAUAAUUCUUACCGAGAGUUUGCGCGACUGUCCAGAUGGCUUAGCCCAUGUUGCAUUCUCCAACGAUGGGCAGCUGUUUUGCACUACUGCCUGCGACGCUUCCUUUAAGAUUUGGACGGCGACAAGCCCUGUAUACUUGUUGGACGAAAGGUAUAUGGACGAUGCGCUUGGAUGGGAGCGUACUCUGUCUUCGCAGUUUAGUGUGGACAAUAAAAGGCUGCUGGUUCUGGGUGUUAAGUUUGGUGGAAAUGGCGAAAUCGCCGUCUAUUCCAUUGAUGGUUGGUUGUUAUUGCAUCUUGCAUUUACGCUUCGAUGA
Molecule: messenger RNA, 708 nt
Organism: Gongylonema pulchrum
Lineage: Eukaryota; Metazoa; Nematoda; Chromadorea; Rhabditida; Gongylonematidae
Source: the annotation of a GenBank genome assembly